UAAUUACUUGCACUACUAGUCAAAGUAGUUUUGGAGCCAAAACUCAUGCAUCUUGGCACUAGCUCACUACUUGGGUACUUACAGUAGAGUAACUACGGACCGCCCAAACUUUCUUUAAUCUUCUAUCUUACAAUUCAUCUUAUAUGCAUCAUUUCAUGUACUGAUUCAUCUUACUUGGAAUCGGUGCGACUUCCAUCUCCGCAGUCUACCCCCUCAAGUCUUAUAAUCCUCUGCUGUGCCGAAGAGUUUAAAGUAACUUCACAAGCAAGCUCGAACGACGUUUCCGUGUAGGUGAUUUUCAGAUCUCCGAACUACCGAAAGCCAAAUCUACAACCAUCUACAUUCCGUGAAAGUUGAGCUUCUUAGGAAUUGUUCUAUCUUUUUCCUACCAUUCCAAUCGAGAUUUCGUACGUUGAAAAAUACAUCUGCAGCCAGCUUUCACGUUGCCGGAAUUUGAUUCUAAAACGACGCACGUACCCCAAACGAUACGAUCCAUGGGUCACGAGGAAAUCCAGGGGAAUAUCUGAUCUGUGUUAUAAUCUACUCUUGCAACCAUCUACAAAGUCUCCAAUCAUGUCCCAACCAAUCUAUGGCUCCAACGAACCAUUAGGGUCCGAUGUAGAUGGAAUGAACCAUUCAGAUUCGAUGAAUGCAACCGGUAAGAAAGCCGGUGAAAAGAAACGAGUAUCCCGGGCUGGAACUCGCAGUGUAUCGACUUUGAGCCCUGCCCAGCUAGCAAGGAAAAGGGCCAAUGAUCGUGAAGCGCAGCGGAACAUUAGAUUGAGAACUAAGGAGCAUAUUGAGAGAUUGGAGGCCCGUAUUGAAGAGCUUACCUGCGGUCGUGAACCUGGUGUAGAGCUCGAAGAGGUGCGGAGGCGCAAUGAGGAAUUAGAGCGAGAAGUAAGACAAUUGAGUGAAAGUCUGGCACAGUUGAGGGACGAUGAUAGCUCGAGUCCGGAUCGAUCUUCUAUGUUGAAUCUUGGACAAACUGCAAUCAUGCCUGGCUCGUCAGCACGAGAUGUCCGUCCAGCAAUGGCCUCAACUAGGUCUGUUAGUUCUGGAGCAGGGUGGUACCAACCACUACCUCCGAGAAAUCCAUCUGGUACUAACAGGCACUCAUUCAGCAUGUCAUUCGGGCCUAUGGAUAUGGCAGCACCAAUAUCGGGGCCAGCUUCCACCAGUGCUUUGGAUGAGACUAAUCGAUUUUCCUAUUUUGAUCCGAUUCCCGCUGUGAACUUCAAUGAUGUAGGAAACUGGGCCCCAAGAUCUAUGCCAUCAGAUAUCGUUCAAGAUUCCCGCCUAGCUACCCCGCAGCCGCGGUCUUUGGUACCACAAAGUCUUACAUCUCCAGUCAGACAAGCAAUACCGCCAUCCUUGCCGCCAUUUCAGUCACUUCAACCUUGGGCUCUACCCAUACUCAACACAUCGACGCCGACGUGUGGAGUUGACACAUAUCUAAUGAAUAUCAUAAACGGACAAAAAGAACUCGCGAGACAGGGAGCACCCGAAGCUCAAAUCAUUGGACCCUCUCAACCUAGUAUGAAGGCGCUUAUCUACCCUGAUGACCCAAAUCAGACCCACGUGGUCUCUACAAUCAUUUCAAAUCUUCUUACAAACCUUGCCGUCAAAGGUCUCGCCGAACGUGCAGGCUGCCUCUAUCUAAUGUAUCACAUUUGCCAAUGGCAAAUCUAUCCCUCAUCGUCGACGUACGGAAAUUUGACAGAUUGGACUUCACCUCGAACAUCCCAGCUCAUCACAGCUCAUCCCUUGUGGGCAGAUUCCAUAUUCUGGGGCAAACUCAAAGAUAGGGUAAUUGAAAAGCAAGACAUUUAUGCCAACGAAGAUUUUCAGAAUGCAUAUAUACUUUGCAUCAAUGCGAAUUGGCCACGUCCGGAUCUGGAAGCAUUUAGGUUCGAAGGUGACGAUAUAUUUAUUACAGAAGAGUUUGAGAAUCACAUCAAAACUCUGUCAAACUGGAGCUUGGACGAAAGAUUUGCUGCUAGAUAUCCCGAACUAGCACCUUUGGUGAAAAUAUCCGGAUUAGGGGAAAUGGGAUUGCAAGGACCCUACGUAUUUUAAUGAGAAUAGUUUGCGGAGUAUAGGCGUUGUUAGACUACAAACAGGUUCAUGGAGACAUGAAAAUACCAAGGACAUUUGUGGUGGGAAACAUGGACACAGUGGAGAUUGAGACUGGCUCCAGUAUAAACGAAGAAACGAAGUUAUGACUUGAAACGUUCUUCAUUCCACUGUAACUAAGAGCCUCAGGAUUCAAGUGGCCAAAUGAAACGUCAGCCACCACUUCGAGUAUAAUAAACUUUAUCAUAUAGAUUGGAUCGAGAUUGUGGUGAACUCUAAAACCACUGUGUGGGGAUUUCAAGGAAAAUACAUAGGAAGAGGUACAUAUAAAGAUGGAGAUAUAAUGAUGAGUAUAUUUACGAGACCACUAAUCUUCGUAAUUGACCGGCCAUGUAGAUCUUAUUCCGGCUCACACUAACAAACUCUAUUGUACUGUCCGUUCGAGCCGUUCGAGCCGUCAUGUCAUUUGAGAUGGUAAAAACGGAGGAAGAUCUGUACAACGAGCUAAGUUGGUGCUAUAUGUAUAAACGUUUGUGAGUUGUGUCUACAUAUAUCCACGGGUGUGAUUGAUAAGCUUCGGCUGAAAGGAAGAAUUGAGACAUCAAAUUACUUGACAUGAAAUUAGACAUUAAAAAAUACCUACCUACC
Molecule: messenger RNA, 2724 nt
Organism: Botrytis sinoallii
Lineage: Eukaryota; Fungi; Ascomycota; Leotiomycetes; Helotiales; Sclerotiniaceae
Exons: 6
Coding region: 574-2079 (501 amino acids)
Source: RefSeq, a predicted model, not a curated record